AUGGUCCUGUCCCUGCACAGCCUGCGCUUCUCUCUCAAAGGCUGCAGACAUGUGAGCAAGGCGGCCCCUCAGGCUCAGAUGGACUGGGACUACGAUGGGCCCUCCAUGAAGACCGCUGUCCCCGGGCCCCGCUCCCAGGUCACUCCCCCCUCCUCUCUCACCCUGGGACUGUCUCACCCCCUCCUCUCUCACCCUGGGACUGUCUCACCCCCUCCUCUCUCACACUGGGACUGUCUCACCCUCUCCUCUCUCACACUAGAACUGUCUCACCCCCUCCUCUCUCACACUGGGACUGUCUCACCCUCUCCUCUCUCACACUGGGGCUGCCUCACCCUCUCCUCUCUCACACUGGGACUGUCUCACCCUCUCCUCUCUCACCCUGGGACUGCUUCACCCCCUCCUCUCUCACCCUGGGACUGCUUCACCCCCUCCUCUCUCACCCUGGGACUGCUUCACCCCCUCCUCUCUCACCCUGGGACUGUCUCACCCUGGGACUGUCUCACCCCCUCCUCUCUCACCCUGGGACUGCUUCACCCCCUCCUCUCUCACCCAGGGACUGUCUCACCCCCUCCUCUCUCACCCUGGGACUGCUUCACCCCCUCCUCUCUCACCCUGGGACUGUCUCACCCCCUCCUCUCUCACACUGGGACUGUCUCACCCCUUCCUCUCUCACCCAGGGACUGUCUCACCCCCUCCUCUCUCACCCUGGGACUGCUUCACCCCCUCCUCUCUCACCCUGGGACACUGCUCCCACCCUCCUCCUCUCUCACCCUGGGACUGUCUCACCCCCUCCUCUCUCACCCUGGGACUGUCUCACCCCCUCCUCUCUCACCCUGGGACUGUCUCACCCCCUCCUCUCACACUGGGACUGUCUCACCCCUUCCUCUCUCACCCAGGGACUGUCUCACCCCCUCCUCUCUCACCCUGGGACUGCUUCACCCCCUCCUCUCUCACCCUGGGACUGUCUCACCCCCUCCUCUCUCACCCUGGGACUGUCUCACCCCCUCCUCUCGCACCCUGGGACUGUCUCACCCCCUCCUCUCUCACCCUGGGACUGUCUCACCCCCUCCUCUCACACUGGGACUGUCUCACCCCUUCCUCUCUCACCCAGGGACUGUCUCACCCCCUCCUCUCUCACCCUGGGACUGUCUCACCCCCUCCUCUCGCACCCUGGGACUGUCUCACCCCCCUCCUCUCUCACCCUGGGACUGUCUCACCCCCUCCUCUCUCACCCUGGGACUGCUUCACCCCCUCCUCUCUCACCCUGGGACUGUCUCACCCCCUCCUCUCUCACACUGGGGCUGCCUCACCCUCUCCUCUCUCACCCUGGGACUGCCUCGCCCUCUCCUCUCUGACACUGGGACUGUCUCACCCCCUCCUCUCUCACCCUGGGACUGCCUCGCCCUCUCCUCUCUCUCACACUGGGACUGUCUCACCCCCUCCUCUCUCACCCUGGGACUGUCUCACCCCCUCCUCUCUCACACUGGGACUGUCUCACCCCUUCCUCUCUCACCCAGGGACUGUCUCACCCCCUCCUCUCUCACCCUGGGACUGCUUCACCCCCUCCUCUCUCACCCUGGGACUGUCUCACCCCCUCCUCUCUCACCCUGGGACUGUCUCACCCCCUCCUCUCGCACCCUGGGACUGUCUCACCCCCUCCUCUCGCACCCUGGGACUGUCUCACCCCCUCCUCUCUCACCCUGGGACUGCUUCACCCCCUCCUCUCUCACCCAGAGACUGUCUCACCCCCUCCUCUCUGACCCUGGGACUGCUUCACCCCCUCCUCUCUCACCCUGGGACUGCUUCACCCCCUCCUCUCUCACCCUGGGACACUAUGAGUUGAUCUAUACAAUUAAACUUGCCCUGUUUGUUCUGCAGGAGCUGGUCAAGCAGCUGGGAGAGAUCCAGAACGUCGCAGCCGUUAACUUCUUCUGUAACUACGACGAGAGCCGUGGGAACUACCUGGUGGACGUGGACGGGAACCGCAUGCUGGACGUGUACACUCAGAUCUCCUCCAUCCCCAUUGGUCCGUCCUGGACUCGCCUAGACACCAUCAACCCAGACACCAUCAUCCCAGACACCAUCAACCCUCACACCAUCAACCCAGACACCUUCAUACCUCACACCAUCAACCCAGACACCAUCAACCCAGACACCAUCAACCCAGACACCUUCAACCCAGACACCAUCAACCCAGACACCAUCAACCCAGACACCAUCAACCCAGACACCAUCAACCCAGACACCAUCAACCCAGACACCAUCAACCCUCACACCAUCAACCCUCACACCAUCAACCCAGACACCAACACCAUCAACCCAGACACCAUCAACCCAGACACCUUCAACCCUCACACCAUCAACCCAGACACCAUCAACCCAGACACCAUCAACCCAGACACCAUCAACCCUCACACCAUCAACCCAGACACCAUCAACCCUCACACCAUCAACCCUCACACCAUCAACCCAGACACCAACACCAUCAACCCAGAUACCAUCAUCCCAGAUACCAUCAUCCCAGACACCAUCAUCCCAGACACCAUCAUCCCAGACACCAUCAUCCCAGACACCAUCAUCCCAGACACCAUCAUCCCAGACACCAUCAUCCCAGACACCAUCAUCCCAGACACCAUCAUCCCAGACACCUUCAACCCUCACACCAUCAACCCAGACACCAACACCAUCAACCCAGACACCAUCAACCCAGACACCAUCAACCCAGACACCAUCAUCCCAGACACCAUCAUCCCAGACACCUUCAACCCAGACACCAUCAACCCAGACACCAUCAUCCCAGACACCAUCAUCCCAGACACCAUCAUCCCAGACACCAUCAUCCCAGACACCAUCAUCCCAGACACCAUCAUCCCAGACACCAUCAACCCAGACACAAGAUACAACCAUCCCGCUCUGCACAAGAUGAUGCUAGACCCACACAACUUUAGCACCUUUGUGAACCGUCCUGCUCUGGGGAUCCUGCCUCCAGGAAACUUCCCCGACAAAGUGACCGAGAGUCUGCUGACGGUGGCCCCCAGUGGGAUGACCCGGGUGCAGACUAUGGCCUGUGGAUCCUGCUCCAAUGAAAACGCCUACAAAGCCAUGUUCAUCUGGUACAGAAACAAAGAACGUGGAGGACCGAGUCCCAAACCCACAGAGGAGGAACUGAGCUCCUGCAUUGUCAACAAGGAACCAGGUUGUCCCGACCUCAGCAUCCUCUCCUUCAUGGGAGGCUUCCAUGGACGGACCAUGGGGUGUCUGGCCACCACUCACUCCAAGGCCAUCCACAAACUGGACAUCCCAUCCAUGGACUGGCCCAUCGCUCCUUUCCCCAAACUGCAGUAUCCUCUGGAGGAGUUCACCCGAGAGAACGCGGCAGAGGAGGCGCGCUGCCUGGAGGAGGUGGAGGACCUGAUCGUGCGCUGGAGGCAGAAGGGUCGACCCGUGGCAGGCAUCGUGAUCGAGCCCAUCCAGGCCGAGGGCGGAGACAACCACGCCUCUGCAGACUUCUUCAAGAGCCUCAGGAACAUCGCACGAAAGCAUGGCUGUGCGUUCCACGUGGACGAGGUACAGACAGGAGGGGGCGCCACUGGGAAGUUCUGGGCGCACGAGCACUGGGGCAUGGAGGACCCGGCUGACAUUGUGUCCUUCAGCAAGAAGCUUCUGACCGGAGGCUUCUACCACAAGGACGAGCUACAGGCCGAUGAGGGUUACCGGAUCUUCAACACGUGGAUGGGAGACCCGUCCAAGAACCUGUUCCUGAUCGAGGUUCUGAACGUGAUCCGCCGGGAGAACCUCCUGGAGGAAGUGAGGCGCUCUGGAGACGCUCUGCUGCAGGGACUCUACUCUCUCCAGGAGCAGUACCCGGGUCUGCUGAGUCGAGCCCGAGGUCAGGGCACCUUCUGUGCGGUGGACAUCCGCGACGACCCGACCAGGAACCAGAUCCUCCUCAAGGCCCGCGACAAAGGGGUGAUGUGGUUGUUUCAGGACAGGGGUGAUGUGGUUGUUUCAGGACAGGGGACAGGGGUGGUGUGGUUGUUUCAGGACAGGGGUGGUGUGGUUGUUUUAGGACAGGGGUGGUGUGGUUGUUUUAGGACAGGGGUGAUGUGGUUGUUCCAGGACAGGGGUGAUGUGGUUGUUUCAGGACAGGGGACAGGGGUGAUGUGGUUGUGUCAGGACAGGGGUGAUGUGGUUGUGUCAGGACAGGGGUUAUGUGGUUGUUCCAGGACAGGAGUGAUGUGGUUGUUUCAGGACAGGGGUGAUGUGGUUGUUUCAGGACAGGGGUGGUGUGGUUGUUUCAGGACAGGGGACAGGGGUGAUGUGGUUGUUUCAGGACAGGGGUGGUGUGGUUGUUUCAGGACAGGGGUGAUGUGGUUGUUCCAGGACAGGGGUGAUGUGGUUGUUUCAGGACAGGGGACAGGGGUGAUGUGGUUGUUUCAGGACAGGGGUGGUGUGGUUGUUUCAGGACAGGGGUGGUGUGGUUGUUUCAGGACAGGGGUGAUGUGGUCGUUUCAGGACAGGGGUGAUGUGGUUGUUUCAGGACAGGGGUGGUGUGGUUGUUUCAGGACAGGGGUGAUGUGGUUGUUUCAGGACAGGGGUGAUGUGGUCGUUUCAGGACAGGGGACAGGGGUGAUGUGGUUGUUUCAGGACAGGGGUGAUGUGGUUGUUUCAGGACAGGGGUGGUGUGGUUGUUUCUGGACAGGGGUGAUGUGGUUGUUUCAGGACAGGGGUUAUGUGGUUGUUCCAGGACAGGGGACAGGGGUUAUGUGGUUGUUCCAGGACAGGGGUGAUGUGGUUGUUUCAGGACAGGGGUGGUGUGGUUGUUUCAGGACAGGGGUGAUGUGGUUGUUUCAGGACAGGAGUGAUGUGGUUGUUUCAGGACAGGGGACAGGGGUGAUGUGGUUGUGUCAGGACAGGGGUGAUGUGGUUGUUUCAGGACAGGGGACAGGGGUGGUGUGGUUGUUUCAGGACAGGGGUGGUGUGGUUGUUUCAGGACAGGGGUGGUGUGGUUGUUUCAGGACAGGGGUGAUGUGGUUGUGUCAGGACAGGGGUGAUGUGGUUGUUUCAGGACAGGGGACAGGGGUGAUGUGGUUGUUUCAGGACAGGGGUGAUGUGGUUGUUUCAGGACAGGGGUGGUGUGGUUGCUUCAGGACAGGGGUGGUGUGGUUGUUUCAGGACAGGGGUGAUGUGGUUGUUUCAGGACAGGGGACAGGGGUGAUGGGGUUGUUUCAGGACAGGGGUGAUGUGGUUGUGUUUCAGGACAGGCGUGAUGUGGUUGUGUUUCAGGACAGGGGACAGGGGUGGUGUGGUUGUUUCAGGACAGGGGUGAUGUGGUUGUUUCAGGACAGGGGUGAUGUGGUUGCUUCAGGACAGGGGACAGGGGUGAUGUGGUUGUGUCAGGACAGGGGUUAUGUGGUUGUUCCAGGACAGGGGACAGGGGUUAUGUGGUUGUUCCAGGACAGGGGUGAUGUGGUUGUUUCAGGACAGGGGUGGUGUGGUUGUUUCAGGACAGGGGUGAUGUGGUUGUUUCAGGACAGGGGUGAUGUGGUUGUUUCAGGACAGGGGUGGUGUGGUUGUUUCUGGACAGGGGUGAUGUGGUUGUUUCAGGACAGGGGUGAUGUGGUUGUUUCAGGACAGGGGUGGUGUGGUUGUUUCAGGACAGGGGUGAUGUGGUUGUUUCAGGACAGGGGUGAUGUGGUUGUUUCAGGACAGGGGACAGGGGUGGUGUGGUUGUUUCAGGACAGGGGUGAUGUGGUUGUUUCAGGACAGGGGACAGGGAUGGUGUGGUUGUUUCAGGACAGGGGUGGUGUGGUUGUUUCAGGACAGGGUGAUGUGGUUGUUUCAGGACAGGGGACAGGGGUGAUGUGGUUGUUUCAGGACAGGGGUGAUGUGGUUGUUUCAGGACAGGGGUGGUGUGGUUGUUUCAGGACAGGGGUGAUGUGGUUGUUUCAGGACAGGGGUGAUGUGGUUGUUUCAGGACAGGGGACAGGGGUGGUGUGGUUGUUUCAGGACAGGGGUGAUGUGGUUGUUUCAGGACAGGGGUGGUGUGGUUGUUUCUGGACAGGGGUGAUGUGGUUGUUUCAGGACAGGGGUGGUGUGGUUGUUUCAGGACAGGGGUGGUGUGGUUGUUUCAGGACAGGGGUGGUGUGGUUGUUUCAGGACAGGGGCGUGCUGCUGGGCGGCUGUGGCGACCGCUCCAUCCGCUUCCGUCCCGCCCUCAUCUUUAAAGAGUACCAUGUGGCGCUCUUCCUCAACAUCUUCAACGACGUCCUGGCAGAGUUCAAGUAG
Knipowitschia caucasica is the source of this 6288-nucleotide messenger RNA. NCBI's taxonomy places the organism in Eukaryota, Metazoa, Chordata, Actinopteri, Gobiiformes, Gobiidae. The record is from the annotation of a GenBank genome assembly.